GCACCAAUAGUUUGCUUGAACCAGAUGUUAAGCUGCCAUUACAUGUAGUCUGAAUAGACAAUGCUUAUAGCUUACUUUCAAUAUUUGUAGGUUUUAAUUGAAGAGCUGAUAAAGCAGUUAAAGGAACUCAUAUUUGACAAGGUAAAAGGAAUUCCAAGCUUGUGAUGUGCUUACUUUUAAUUGCUAGUUAUAUUCACAUGAGACUAUUUAUGUUGGAGCUCUUUGCUGGAACAGAACGGGAGACACCCAUUGCUGCAGAUAUUUCACCCACAUGGCUCACAUUAUCUGACUGUGACUGAUUUGAUUUAUCGGAAUUACAACGUGUCUUCCCUUAUUUCAAAGGAAAAUUACCUAUUCUAUUAACUCUUAAGUACUUUGAAGAGAAACAGGCCCCCAGAAAAUUGCUUCUUUUGUUUCAGGAUGAGGCAUCAGUUAACUUGGAUAAUGUAGUUGACAAAGAACAUGAGGGUUCAUAAGACACACAGGUUGCAUCUGAUAGCAUGAAGGACCCGAUUAAAUGGCGGCAAGAACUGUUGGUGAAAAGAGAGCUUUGUGAGGUUUCUAUUGGUGCACAAGGUAAUGUUUUGGGGGGCUUCACUGACAGGAUCCACGUACUUCAGGACUGUGUGAAAGCAUGGCUGAAAUGCAGCCUAUUAACACUAGAGGGUCAUGGUCUAAGUCAAGGACUACUACGAUCGCGAGCCCACGAUGGCGCUGAUGAGCAGCUGAUUAAGCAGGUGAUGAUGACGGCGCGGGUCUGCUCAGUGGGGGCAGCAGACGGUGCUGGCCGUAAUAAGAGUUAUCUGUAAAGCAUUUGCCAUGCCAUCAGUCUGUAUCUUCGUAUUUUUUCUCUCCGGCACUAUAAAUACAAAUGUAUGAGUAGAACUGAACUUGUAAUUUCUCUGUUGCAACACAUGCCUAAGCUUCCUACAAAUGAUCAUGUAGAACACAGACCAAACAACUCAAUGUACAGUGC
This is a messenger RNA of Triticum aestivum (bread wheat), 976 nucleotides long. RefSeq lists its product as uncharacterized. Lineage: Eukaryota; Viridiplantae; Streptophyta; Magnoliopsida; Poales; Poaceae. The transcript has 3 exons. Bases 501 to 809 code for a protein of 102 amino acids. The record is from RefSeq and is a predicted model, not a curated record.